Molecule: messenger RNA, 1899 nt
Organism: Chlamydomonas reinhardtii
Lineage: Eukaryota; Viridiplantae; Chlorophyta; Chlorophyceae; Chlamydomonadales; Chlamydomonadaceae
Exons: 2
Coding region: 181-402 (73 amino acids)
Source: RefSeq, a predicted model, not a curated record
AUCGGGCGCGAUGACACCGGGCACCGCGGGCAGAGGCGGGGGCUUGAAGCGAGCGUGGAGUUGAAAGAAGAAACGGAAGCCUUGAUAUAGUCAUACUGCUUUACUUACUUUUGCGAGCAUCGGCUUCAACAGACAUCUCAGCUUUGCCGAGUCACGCGACCAAGCUGCCAAACGUGCGCUAUGGCAAACGACGACAUUAGGCAUGAGCUGCAGGAGUUUAAGCUGCAGGUCGCGGAGCAGCAGCGGGCGCAGGAGCAGCGCUGGGGGCAAGAGAUGGCCGCCCUCAAGCGCGCGCUGUACGUAAUCACCAAGGAGGACGUCGCCCAACUGCUGCGCCUGGCCCUUUCAGUCAUCGGCUACGGACAGCGCUCCUCCAGCCCAGCGCACGAAAAGCUAGCUUAGCUGCUCCUCCCCUGCUUCGCAGUGGCGGACGUGUACGCUGUGGCCACCACCUUCCUGGCGGCGUACUUGAAGACGACGCUGCCCGGAAAGGACACAGUGAGCCUGGUAAAGCAAUCCAUUAUGACCUGCUGGCUUGCCGUACAGCAGCAUUCCCCAUUGAAUCCAAUCAACGGGCAGCAGCGCUGCUCCUGCGUCCGCAGCUCUCCGCUGCUGCUCCGCGACCUGCAGGUUAAAACACCUGCAGCUCAUGCUUAUUGUCGUCGUUUGCCAUAGCGCACGUUUGGCAGCUUGGUCGCGUGACUCGGCAAGGCUUCCGUGAUCACUUUGCACGGCUACUAAAUGAUGGGGCAGGAACAGUUGACGACAGCGCUGCAAAGCAAUUACUGGCGUACUGCUGUGACGAAGAUGGCUGGCAAGAUUCGAUGUAUGAUGAUGAGGAAUGGGCUGAGUUAGAUAGCAUAUUGAACAGCGAUAUCUCGAUAGACGAAGUGACUCAUGCUUUAGAGAGGCUACCGAAUGGCAAGGCCCCAGGCAUGGAAGCCGCGCCAUCGGAAUGCUACAAGUACGCGAAGACGCAGGGAGACCCUGCCGUGCAGAAGGAUAGCCUAGCUCACGAUGCACUAAUUGAUGUAGUACAAGACGCGUUAGUACACCCAGAGGGAGAUGGGUGGUGUGCACGUCUUUUCCGUUUUAUCUCAGCGCAUGGCGUAGACGUAUGGCAAGGCCGUAUGCACAUGAUCAGGCCUGCACAUGAUCAGGCCGGAAAGGGAGGAGAGCCGAGCAGGUAGCCCGCUGCCUGAAGGGCAAAUAGUAUCCGCCUUUCGAGAGAGUCUAAUGAAGGCGUGGAAGCACGAGCGGCUGCAGUCUGAGCCAAGCACUUUCCCAUCAGACAACAAGCAACCAGGCGUGCAGAUGAGCAAGUACAAGCAUUGGAUGGGGCUGUGUGCGGAAGGAGCGGCACCACUGACCAUGCAAGGGCACAGUAGAGCAUUUAUACCAGUUGCACACCACAAGGCCUUGAUGAGGUUCCGCCUAUGCUGCUGGCCGCUUACUGCCAACCGCGCCUAUGGACGACCUAGGGAGGAGAUUUGCCCGUUAUGUGUUGCAAAUGAAGUCGAAGAUGAGAAUCAUGUGCUCAUGCGGUGUACGGCCUACGACCAGUUGCGUUCGGGUAGCGAGAUCGAUUUUACAGGCGGGAUGCAGCAGGCCGUUAUGCAGAAUGCGGACCCAGCCAGGUUAGCCGCGUCCAUUUGGGAGCACAGGAGCAGAAGCACCCCCAUUCGGGGACCAAACUAGCUGCAUAUAUAAGUGUUGCAGGCGUUUUAAGGGCCCCCCGGCCCGGGCCUCGGUUUCUACAAGGACAGGAAUGCACGUCGUGCUCACCACCUUGUAACCACACACAACAACUCGGCAAGGCACACGCACACGCACCUGAAUGUAUCCGAGUGUAGCGGAAGAUCACGUGAGAGGCCUGUGUGUGUUUCAAAAAACUAUGUG